AUGAGAUCUACCCUGUGGCGAAUUCGUUAUCAAGGGACUCCAUGCCAUGCAAGUUUGAUGUCUGCCUGUGACACUGCCCUAGGGCUCAUAGUCCCGAGACAGGUUCAUCGGUCUGAGUAUGCCAAUGAGGCAAAGUAUGGCAAAAUCUCGGCUAACGAAGCCAAGGUGUUGAGGCUUGCGCAUUCUGAUCAGUCCUCAGAUGUCGUCACAAGUACAUGUGGAUUUGAGUCCUAUGAGGGCAAACCUUCAGUGUUCCUUUUAGACAAUUGUAUAGGACCGGCCAAAACUCUUCUGGCUUGCAUUCCGAUACUUUAG
This is a messenger RNA of Protopolystoma xenopodis, 315 nucleotides long. NCBI's taxonomy places the organism in Eukaryota, Metazoa, Platyhelminthes, Monogenea, Polystomatidea, Polystomatidae. The record is from the annotation of a GenBank genome assembly.